ACCACCAACACCAAACAUCUGCCAUUGCCGCCAUUUUUACUUUUUUUGUGGAUAGAAAUUUCAUUUUCAUAAUUAAUUAAUGGUGGGUGUUUUGAGAUUAUAAUAAGUUCAAUCGUUGCUUUUUAGUGCUCAACGUAUAACGACACUGCAUUGGUCUGAUCAGCCAACCAUUGCGAUCAUCUUAUUAAAAUAUAGAUACGAUCGCGAUGAAGAGAGACGCGUACGGCGACGACGGGCCUGCCAUGAAGCGGCACCGCCAGCCCGACGACGAAGUUACCUUCCUUAUACCUAGCAAGGUAGCUGGAUCUAUCAUCGGCAAAGGAGGCACAAACAUAUCAAGAUUGAGAAGCCAGUACAAAGCCUCUAUAACAGUCCCAGAUUGCCCCGGCCCCGAACGGGUACUCUCCAUAGCAGCACCGGAAGUGGAUACCAUUUUGGAUAUCGUGAAAGAUAUUCUUCCCAAUUUGGCUGAUGCUGGUGGUCCGCAUAAGGGAGGAAACAGCGAUGAAGAUCUCGACGUCCGUCUACUCAUCCACCAGAGUCGAGCGGGUUGCGUGAUCGGCAAAGCAGGCGCCAAGAUAAAGGAAUUGCGAGAGAAAACUGGUGCCCGCCUGAAAAUAUUCUCGAACCCGGCGCCGCAGAGCACGGAGCGCGUGGUGCAGCUGGUCGGCGGGCCCGAGGCCGUCGCCGCCGCCGUGCGCGAGGUGCUCGACCUCGUGCGAGAGGUGCCCAUCAAGGGGGGCAUCCAAAAUUACGACCCCCACAACUACGACGACUACUACGCCGACGAGUACGGCGGCUUCGGCAACGGACAGGGCGGAGGCCCGCGCGGCGGCCCCGGGCGAGGCGGGCCGCCGCCGCUGGGCCCCGGGCACGGGCACGGCGGCCGCGGCCCGCCGCCGCGCGCCGGCCCGCCGCUGGGCCGCAGCGGCCCGCCCGGCCCGCGCGGCGGCUACAACGACUUCUCCGGCCCCGCGGGGCCCGCUCCCCCGGGCCCCAGAGGCAACUUCAGCGGCCCCCCUCGCGGCGGCAACUUUGCCGGCGGAAGCUUCGGGGGCGGCGGCGGCGGCAACUUUGGUGGUCGCGGCGGUGGCGGGGGCGGCGGAGGUGGGGCCGGUGGCGGUUUCGGUGGCGAUAGCGACCAGCAGGAGACCACCACUCAAGUCACCAUUCCCAAAGACUUGGCCGGUGCGAUAAUCGGCAAGGCGGGGUCGCGCAUCCGCAAGAUCCGCGCGGACUCUGGCGCCGGCAUCGAGAUCGCGGAGCCGCUGCCCGGCUCCAACGACCGCAUCAUCACCAUCACGGGCACGCCGGCGCGCAUCCAGACCGCGCAGUAUCUGCUGCAGCAGAGAAUGUUUGAAGAGUUCCCUGAGUUGGCACCAAACAAGUCUAAGAUAAAGUAACCUUUCCUAAUCGGCCUCGACUGAGACGUCGUUGUCGUUGCAAUACAGUGUUCACGAAAGCAACCCGAGCCUGGGCGGCGGCCGAGGCAACUUCUGAUUGCAGUCGUCUCCGUAAGAAGACCAUCUAUUGAAGCUUUACUGAUCCACCUCAACACCAAUAAUGUACAAUUUAAGGCCGUGAGGCUCGCGUGACACUUGUCAGUUAUGUAUUUAACUAUUUACAGAGUGAAUUACAAUAUAAUGACUAAUGUAAGAGGAAUGCAUUUAUCGUAAUUUAUAUAUAUUACAAAUUUUACUAAGAUCGUGUCAAUAAUUUGAUGGGAAUUUGUUACAUCGAUUGUAUUUUUAAGUAAAUAGAACUAGAAUAAUAAAGUUUAUUUUGCAA
Messenger RNA from Leguminivora glycinivorella, 1788 nucleotides. RefSeq names its product heterogeneous nuclear ribonucleoprotein K (gene HnRNP-K). Gene Ontology annotation, molecular function: mRNA binding. Lineage: Eukaryota; Metazoa; Arthropoda; Insecta; Lepidoptera; Tortricidae. Gene Ontology annotation, biological process: regulation of transcription by RNA polymerase II; regulation of mRNA splicing, via spliceosome. The transcript is spliced from 12 exons. The record is from RefSeq and is a predicted model, not a curated record. Bases 207 to 1403 code for a protein of 398 amino acids. Gene Ontology annotation, cellular component: cytoplasm; nucleus.